Dibothriocephalus latus is the source of this 228-nucleotide messenger RNA. Lineage: Eukaryota; Metazoa; Platyhelminthes; Cestoda; Diphyllobothriidea; Diphyllobothriidae. The record is from the annotation of a GenBank genome assembly.
GAGGUGGAGAAGAGACGGCGGCUGCUGGAACGCGAAAUUAACGCACUUACUUUAGAAGUCCAGAAGGGUCAACAUGACGGUCGUCGACUGCGUAACGCGCUACGCGAGGCCGAGGAGCAGCUGUCUGCGGAGGUUGGAAAGUUUGCGUCCCUAAAGAACGAACUGGAGGGCCUGGAGGUUGGUGUGGUGGAUAGUGUAUACUGCCGCUCUCGCCCGUAUUCCCCAUAA